AUGGUGAUCCCAAUGACAUUCAUGGAGUCUGGGGCAUUUAUGGGCUAUAUUCUCCAAGUUUGGCAUUCACAGCUCUUAUUAUUGGAAUCAUUACUAACAUUCAGAGACGUUGAAGCUCAGGACUUUAUUAACGCUUACGCCCAAUUCUUGCAGCGUCAAGGUAAGUUGGAGGUUCCAGGUUACGUUGACAUUGUCAAGACCUCCGCCGGUAACGAAUUGCCACCUCAAGAGGCCGAGACUUGGUACUACAAGAGAGCCGCUUCCGUUGCCAGACACAUCUACUUGAGAAAGCAAGUUGGUGUUGGUAAGUUGAACAAGUUAUACGGUGGUGCUAAGAACAGAGGUUUCAGACCACACAAGCACGUUGAUGCUUCUGGUUCCAUCAACAGAAAGGUGUUGCAAUCCUUGGAGAAGAUUGGUGUUGUUGAGAUCUCGCCAAAGGGUGGUAGAAGAAUCUCCGAGAACGGUCAAAGAGAUUUGGACCGUAUCGCUGCUCAGACCUUGGAAGAGGAUGAGGAGUAA
Messenger RNA from Meyerozyma guilliermondii ATCC 6260, 522 nucleotides. It is a transcript of the gene RPS19A, whose product is annotated as 40S ribosomal protein eS19. The coding region runs from base 1 to 522 and encodes 173 amino acids. Gene Ontology annotation, biological process: ribosomal small subunit assembly; translation. Lineage: Eukaryota; Fungi; Ascomycota; Pichiomycetes; Serinales; Debaryomycetaceae. Gene Ontology annotation, molecular function: structural constituent of ribosome; RNA binding. Gene Ontology annotation, cellular component: cytosolic small ribosomal subunit; ribosome. The record is from RefSeq and is a predicted model, not a curated record. The transcript has a single exon.